Molecule: messenger RNA, 1360 nt
Organism: Cimex lectularius (bed bug)
Lineage: Eukaryota; Metazoa; Arthropoda; Insecta; Hemiptera; Cimicidae
Exons: 8
Coding region: 315-959 (214 amino acids)
Source: RefSeq, a predicted model, not a curated record
CUCUGGGGUUUUGACAGCUUUCAUGACAAGCUAUGCUCCCCAAGUGAACUGACAACAAAAACCCAAGGGUUCUUGUUUUCCUCGUGCACCCAGUUUGUUUUUUGGUUUUUGUCAUCGUUAGCAAAGUUCUCCCCUCUAACUUGACUCCAAUUCAUGCUUUUAUUUAUUUAUUUAAAUCGUCCACACCCCUGGUACACACUUAUGUCUAAUGAAAGAGGCUGUUUGUAGAAAUCAAGUGAGGAAUAAGGCAGAAGAAAAAUUUUCACAUCAAUGUUUCAAACUUUUGUCCUGGAUUGGAAUAGCAAGACCCUGGAAUGGGUGCUUGCUUCGGGCUUUUUAAGAAAAGGCCCAAGAAAAGGAACGUCACACUUCAUAAAUGCGUUUACAUGCGAAACGAGGAUACAAUUGAGCUUCAACUCUUAGUCAAUGCUGAUGCAGAUGAGAUGACAGAAAAUGAAGAUUCCUCAGAUGUGUGGACCAUGUCUGGAAAUUUACCGUUGAACAAUCCCUACGAUAAGUUGUCCAAGGUAAGCUGGGGGAGGAGAAAAUUAGAGAAAAAUUUAAUUACCAAAUCAGAACAAUGUUUACUGGAAAAUCUUCACAAUGAGGAUUUAGAAGGUGCACAGCUUCUUCCACUCGACGCGCACACACUUGCCACUCGGGCUCUUCAGAAGAGGAAAGUCAGUUGUUCAUCAGGCACCCCUCCAAGUUCAAUAGACUUAGAAUGGGAAAACGAAGCUGUAUUCACCCAUACGUACAAAUUCAAAAGCCAAUGUAACUCGGUUGUGGAAGAUGUAUCCUCGAAUUCCGGCUGUGGGGAAGCCAGCCCGUCCGAUUCGCUCGAAUGGGACCCUUGCGACCCAGCGGGCAUGGAUUUGGAAACGGAACAGUUGUUAAAUGAAAUCGAACAAUUGACCAAUAAGGCUUUGAAUGAAACAGGAGAUUGGACAAACACAUAAGCUCACACUCUGGACCAUCUUAACAGGCCAAUUUUUUUAUCAUGUAGAAUCUGUGAUAUUUUACUGUUUUAUUACCAUAUUUCUUAACUUAUUUUUACUAAGAUUUGAAGCAGAGUUGCAGAAGGAAAACUGUUCUUAUUUCUAAUCGUCUGAACUUUCGAAUGGGCCAUAAAUAAAAUUAUUAUUAUAAUCUAAUUGCAUUAAUUAAAUGCAGAUACAGUGCUCUUUCCUUAAUCUGAACUUCGGUACUCUGAACAUUCUAGUAAUCUAAAAUACAAAAAAAUUCAAGAACUCAGAAUUUUAAAGGAAAGAAUAAAAACAUUAAGUGGGGGAGAGAAUGGACAAAUAUAGUUUAAUUUAAAAGCAUCACAAAUUUGGGUCACAAUCUUUCUUAAGCCUAG